GAUGGAGCGAGCCCAUCACUCGCCGCGCCGCGCCUUUCUCUGCCCGCGCCCGCGUCCAACCGGGUCGCCCUCCUCGUCUCCUCCUCCCGUCCCGUCUCGCUCCGUCGCUCGCGUCGCGUCGGCCCCCACCCCGCAUCAUUGCCGAUCACUGCACGCCGUUCUUCUCCGGACACCGGCGCGCGUCCACUCCUGCACCCCUCUCUUGCUCGCAGCCUAGAGCCGUUGUCUCCUCGCCUGCCUGCGCUCAGAGCGCGUCUGGUCACCGGCCGUGCCCUCGACUGCCCCAAUCCUCCUGGCGCGCGCCAGAACCAGAAGAUAUGAGCGCCAGGUGCGUCAAGCUCUUGCUGCUGGUCACGCUGAUCCCGCUGGCGCUCAGGGCGACCUCGCUGCUCCUCGGCGGGCCCGGCGUGCCGGCGCCGUCGCACCACCGGCAAUCCGCGAUCGGGAGGAGCAGAGGCGCCGGCGAUGCUGCAGCCACUGCCACUGCCACCGUCCGUGCGAGCGUCUCGGCUGGUUUGGUGCCCGGACGGAGGUACCGCCAGACGAGGCGCCGGCGGCGCACCGAGGGCGCCCCCGCCGCCUUGGACGGCGCGAGGCGGCUCCGGCAGGACGGCGGUGGCGGCUGGUUCGAGGACGACAAGAGGCUCGCGCCCACGGGGUCGAACCCGCUGCACAACCUGCGAUGACGCCGGCUCGCCGACCUGCUGCCACCGCCGCUUCUCAGCUCCCCAAUCGAUCUUGCAGCCUUGCAGGUCAGCGGCAAUGGCGAUGAGAUUUUGGCUCCCGGUAACGCCUACGAUCUGAAUUGAAUCCGUGAUGUCUUUGAUACCAGCGUGUGCAUACUUAUUUUUGAGGGUCCAUGUACAUACAGCUUCUGAAUUGAAUUGGUGUGAAGAAAUACUUGCGCAUGUCAUGCUUGCCUGCAAUUGCUUCAAACGAUC
Molecule: messenger RNA, 941 nt
Organism: Panicum virgatum (switchgrass)
Lineage: Eukaryota; Viridiplantae; Streptophyta; Magnoliopsida; Poales; Poaceae
Exons: 1
Coding region: 318-686 (122 amino acids)
Source: RefSeq, a predicted model, not a curated record